Pedinophyceae sp. YPF-701 is the source of this 2196-nucleotide messenger RNA. Lineage: Eukaryota; Viridiplantae; Chlorophyta; Pedinophyceae. The record is from the annotation of a GenBank genome assembly.
AUGCCGGGGGAGGGUGAAGGAGGAUCGUCGAAGAUUGCGUCGCUGUUCGAGAGGCUGGUCUCCGCGAAGAUGGCGGCGGGCGGGACGGACGUCACUGCUGGGAUGGUGGACGUCACCUCCACGAUCGACGCCGCGUGCGCCGCGAUGGAGCCGGCCGAGAUGGUUCACGUCGAGGACUUCAGUCUCAGCCACGCGAUGUCUGCGCUCGAGAUCGGAUGCAAGAAGAUGGACCUUGGAUUGAUCGAACAGGACGAGAAAGACCAGAGCCCACUCAAGCUCGUCGCGGGCGGCGCAGCGCCCUCCAACCUGUCCCCCGAGCAGGUCGUCGGCGUGAUGAACGGGCUCCUGCGCGCGUACGCCACGUACCAGACGGGGCAGUCCCAGGCGCAGACGGUCGCGUGCUCGCUGUACCUGGCGUGCCCGGGUGAGGCAGGCUCCACGCCGUGCCUCGACGCCUUCUGCGCCGCGCUCGCGAACGCCAUCGACAAGACCAUCAACAUCUGCAUCGACGGCAACGUCGCGAUGGACGACGAGGUCCAGAUCCGCGACACCUCCGCGGGCCAGGUCAAGCCUGCCUGCUCCUCGGAGAGAGCACGCACCAUGGUCGCCGCCGCCGAGAAGCAGGCCGGCGCCAAAGGCUGCCCGGUGCAGCGCCAGAUCGCCCGCCGCCUCACCUUCGUCCGCGAGCUCCUCAGCGCGCUCGAGCACGGCCACAAGGCCACCCGCAAGUCGUUGCGCGAGGCCGCGCGGCAUGCCGACCGCGCCGGCGCCGCGCUGGCGGCCAUCGCCGAAGAAGACCCGCCCGCGCCGCCCGCCCAGGACGCGUCGCCGGCCGCCGACGGCGACCUCGGCGUCGGCUUCGUCCCCGACCUCGUCCCCCGCCACAAGUUGCCACUCCCGCGUCAGGUCAACAUCCUGACGUGGCAGGGCGCCCUCGAGGAGCUGCGGCGGCUGCUCGAGGCGCUGCGCCUCGCGUGCACCGUCGCGAACGUGGACCGCUGGGACAGCUUGCGCGAGCUCUUAUUCCGCGUGUCACGGCUGGGACCCACGCCACCAAUUCCACGCUCCGUUCUGCAUCUAGCGGCAGUGCCGAAGACGCAGCCAGCAGGGCACGCGCCCUCGCAGCAGCCGGACCGCUCCGCCGCGCCGUACCAGGCGUGCGCGCGGCUGUACCUCGAGGGCAUGGGCCUCCCGGAGUCCGCGGGCUCCAACCCGGCGUUCACGGAGCUGCUGGACCGCGCAGAGACGACGCUGCGCACGCACGUGCAGAUUCUGUGCCUGCAGCGGACGUGGUCGCAGCGGAAGCUCCGGCGGUACCUGGACGACUGGCGCCUGCUGUACGAGGAGGCCGAGAAGGCGGACGCGAGCGGGGCCAUGGGGCGGCUGCUGUCGGAGGGGAAAGCUGCAGGGCAGUGGGACCUGAGGGGGCAGGCCGGCGGGCAGCGGCCGGUGUGCUGCUGGGUCGAGCGCGAGGCGAGCCUGACGAUGGCAGAGCACCUCCUCGCCGGCCUGGAGUGCGAGCUGUAUGGCCAGAGGGAGUUUCAGAUGGUGUACUGGUAUCUGGACCGGCUGCUGACUAUCGGGGUGCAGAAUUCGCGCGCGCUGCACGACCGGCACGCGCUCCUCGCCGGAAAGAAGACGCCCCAGGCCGCGGCGGCGACCGCCGCUUCGAUCCGCGACCUCUGCAUCCUCGAAGCCCGGCAGUCGCUGUGCUCCUGCAUGACGCGCAUGUGCGCUGCGCUGCGCCUCUGCGGCCUCCUGCCGCCGGCCUUCGAGGGGCCCUUCAACAGCGAGGAGCAGUGGUUCGACCAGCGCUUCAUGUCGUUCCACUUCGUGCCCCGGCCGGAGCCGCUCGCGUACGCGGAUUACCUCGCGAGCACCGACACAGCAAACGUGUCGCCAGUGCAAAUGAUCACGUACACGAUGGACAACUUCACGAGCGCCGGGCGCGUGCUCCAGGUGGUCAAGGCCAACCCCGGCAACGCGCCCGCGCUGCCCGAGGACGUCGAGCGGAGCGUGGACGGGAUGGUGCGCGUGGUGCAGCAAAACCUGCUGGCGUGCAAGCUGCUGCUGGGUCUGGUGAGCGCGGGGACGCCGCCGAGGGAGCGCGGCAUGGUGGCGGAGCUCAAGCUCACCGGGGUGCACCCUCACUUCCCCGUGCUGUCGCUGUCGAGCUCGAAGAAGGGGAAAAAGUGA